AUGAAUCCGCCGAACUGGGAACUCCGAGGUUGCUGUAACCGAAACCAGAACACGUUCCUUAUCACCAUCGGAAUCUUCACCGUCGUUAUCCUUCUGCUAUGGAGGACGUUUCUGUUGACUCCAUUUAAACUCAUUACGGUGUUUUUGCACGAAGCGAGUCAUGCUGUAGCUUGCAAGCUUACAUGUGGAGAUGUGGAGGGUAUGGAGGUGAAUGCAAAUGAAGGAGGUUCGACAACAACACGUGGUGGCAUUUAUUGGCUAAUCUUACCUGCUGGCUAUCUUGGCUCAUCAUUUUGGGGAAUGGCUUUGAUUCUUGCAUCCACUAAUCUGCUAACAGCAAGAAUAGCUGCUGCUGGUCUCGGUCUUGCUUUAUUCAUCGUCCUCUUCAUUGCCAAAAACUGGACGCUUCGAGGUCUUUGUAUAGGUUUCAUAGUGUUCCUCGCCAUCAUCUGGGUUCUACAAGAGUUAACAACUGUCAAAAUCCUCCGUUAUGUGAUUCUUUUCAUUGGUGUGAUGAAUAGCUUAUUCUCGGUUUAUGAUAUCUAUGAUGAUCUGAUAUCACGGAGAGUCCAUUCAAGUGAUGCUGAGAAGUUUGCAGAGAUUUGUCCUUGUUGUACUGGUUGUGGCUGGGGUGUUAUCUGGGGAAUGAUAUCUUUUGUGUUUCUUUGUGCAUCGUUGUAUCUUGGUCUAGUGAUCCUAUCAUAG
Molecule: messenger RNA, 705 nt
Organism: Microthlaspi erraticum
Lineage: Eukaryota; Viridiplantae; Streptophyta; Magnoliopsida; Brassicales; Brassicaceae
Source: the annotation of a GenBank genome assembly